AUGGACCAGGAACGUGCAAAGGCAGCCUUUGAUAUCCGUGAAUUGACCUACUUACUUGACGGCGGAAAGAAAGUUACGGAACUCAAAGAGCGCAUGAUGCUUGAGCUUGAAAGAGAUCCUCUCUUCAAAAUGCAUGAUAUCCACGACAUUUCAAAGGAUGAACUCCGUGAGCGCACCAUGCAAAAGUUUAGCAGUCUGUUGCACCACCUUCAAAAUGAACCAGUCGAUCAAUUCAGAAAGAGAAUGGAGGUCGUCAGUAUGCUUGAUCCAGGUUUCUGGACUCGUUUUGGUGUUCAUUACGGGUUGUUUAUCGGCGCACUUCAGAGCAAUGCUACUCCUGGACAGCUGGGAUACUGGUUUGAAAAGGGUGCUUUGUCACUAAAUGGAUUGGUCGGCUGUUUUGCCAUGACUGAGCUCGGCCACGGAUCAAAUGUGCCCGGUCUCGAGACGACUGCUACAUUUGAUGAAGCUUCUGACCAAUUUAUUAUCCACACUCCCACACUCACUGCCACAAAGUGGUGGAUCGGCGGUGCUGCGCAUAGUGCCACACAUUCUACGGUGUUUGCACAAUUGAUGGUUAACGGAAAAUGCUACGGUACAAAGUGCUUUGUAGUACAGCUCAGAGAUCCAAAGACAUAUGCCUGUAUGCCUGGUGUCAAUAUUGGUGACAUUGGAAAAAAGAUGGGAAGAGAUGGUAUCGACAAUGGCUGGAUCCAGUUCACAAAUGUACGGAUUCCUAGAGGAAACAUGUUGAUGAAACACACAAAGGUUUCUCGCUCUGGUGCAGUCAAGGAGCCCAAGCUUCAGCAAUUGACUUAUGGCGCUCUUCUUCAAGGUAGAGUUGCCAUGGUAGUAGACAGCGGUAAUGUGUCCAAAAAAGCACUUGCUAUUGCGAUCCGUUACGCUGCUGUCCGCCGCCAGUUCUCUAGCUCAGAUUCUACGAUCGAGACAAAGUUGCUAGACUACCCUAUCCAUCAGCGCCGCCUGAUGCCGCUCCUGGCCCAGACAUUUGCCAUGCUUUUUACAGGAUCCGAAAUGACUACCAUGUACAACGAAAUGAUGCAGCGACUCGAGAAUGCAAAGCCCGGAGAUAGCGAUCUGGACGAGGUCAUGGAGACCCUCAAGGAAACCCACUCAACCAGUGCGGGUCUCAAGGCCUUUUGCACCUGGAACUGUCUCGAGACAAUCGAACAGUGUCGACAGGCGUGCGGUGGUCACGGAUACUCUGCCUACACUGGUUUAGCAGGAAUGUACCAGGACUUUGCGGUACAGUGCACCUGGGAGGGCGACAAUACAAUCCUGACCUUACAGGCUGGUCGGUACCUGAUCAGCUCUUACCGCGAGGCGAUGAAGGGUAAGAAGCUGUCACCUGGUGUCGGAUACCUCAACAGACUGGACCAGUUGAUCGGUAAAAAGUGCCAAGUAAAAGAGCUCGAAGACCUUUUGCGGCCCGAGAUUAUUAUUGAAGGAUGGCAGGUAGUUUGUGCCAAUGUGGUCAAGAAUGCGGCAAAGGAGUUUGAGGCCCAUUUGGCGAGAGGUAAAAAGCCCGACGAUGCAUAUGAAGAGUGCUCGCAGUCCCGUCUCUACGCAGCCAAGUUGCACACUUUUGGAUACCUUUAUCACCGGUUUGUGGAUGGUGUGGCCAAGGUAUCCGAUGAUCUGAAGCUGGUUUUGGACAGCGUGUCACUGCUGUACGGUCUGUACACAAUUGAGGAAAACGCAGGCGCAUUCCUCCAAUACGAGUACUUUAGCCCAAAGCAGAUUGAGUUUAUCCGGGAGAAGACCAAUGCACUGUGCAAGGUUGUGCGUGAACAGGCAAUCCCUCUUGUGGAUUCCUUUAACCUGUCUGACUUUAUGAUCAACUCACCGCUGGGCCGGGCAGAUGGAAAUGUGUAUGAACACUACUUUGAUCAGGUCAAGCGAUCGAAUCCUCAGGGCGAACACCCUUACUUCCAACGUAUCAUCAAACCUUUGAUUGAACGCAAGUCAGAAGCAGAUGAUGAAGAAGAAGAUGAUGAAGCGGCUGGAUUAGAGUCUGAAGAUGAAGACGAAGAUGAAGAAGAAGAAUAA
Phycomyces blakesleeanus NRRL 1555(-) is the source of this 2070-nucleotide messenger RNA. RefSeq lists its product as hypothetical. Bases 1 to 2070 code for a protein of 689 amino acids. The transcript has 6 exons. Lineage: Eukaryota; Fungi; Mucoromycota; Mucoromycetes; Mucorales; Phycomycetaceae. Gene Ontology annotation, biological process: lipid homeostasis; fatty acid beta-oxidation using acyl-CoA oxidase. Gene Ontology annotation, cellular component: peroxisome. Gene Ontology annotation, molecular function: fatty acid binding; FAD binding; acyl-CoA oxidase activity. The record is from RefSeq and is a predicted model, not a curated record.